UCCAGACAUCAGUUUUACUCGUUAAGCUGUCUAACACAAAGCAUUUAUGCCAGAUUUGAUAAUUUAAAAAUAUCAAAAUAGAAUCAAUUUGUGCACAAUGGAUUCGCAAUCCGAAAUGAGCCCAACAUCUGGCUGCGAGCGAGUUCUGCGCUCUCGUGUGAAGAUCGAAGGGCAGGAAACUUUAGGAAGUAUAGCAGAAGAAGAAGCAUCUGUCCUGCUGAUCUAUCUGGACCUAGAUGAACCAAUUGCCAUUGUACGCAGUGAGCCAGCAGCGGAUGCUGCAGUCGAAGCUGAUGUUGAGCUGAAAAGGCGCGUGGACAGUUUUCUGGGAUGCAGCAAAGCACUUCGCCCACUUUAUAAUCCCAGCGACACAUUUGAGGACAUACAAGAGAACGAUCGAGUAGCCGAAGAGCAAGUGAAGCCAGAGCCACCGAAAUUGGAGCGGCUUCUAUUGCCUCGCAUAGGGCUGGCACUCAAGUCGUUUCCUUCACUCAGGCAGAAGCUAUUUGUGGAGAAUGUGCAGCGCCUCAAUGCGGCGUACUUUGAGCAGCAAACCCCGCAGCAGCUCAAGGAGCCCAUCGACCUGACCCACCUGCCCGACGAGGAGCAACGCGCGCGCCUCUGCCGCGAGCACAAGGCACUGGUGCAGCAAAUCCAAGAGCAGGAGCAGGAGCAGGAUCAGAACCUGCUCUGCUAUGACUUUCUCAGUUCUCUAAGCCCGGACACGCCCCUUGCCAUGUGCCAUCCCCUUGCGCUCGGCUAUCGCCAGCAGAGCUUCGACGACUGCAAAGCAGAGCUGGCCAAAGCCCUGUUCGGGCUGCUCAACCACGUGGUCUUCCACUGUGGCCUGCACCAGUGGAUCGACUGGCUGCCGCCCAGAAAGCUGCACGCCAGCUGUGCCCUGAGCCUGGAAAGUGAUCUGCAGCGCCGAGCACGCUUCCAGCUCCCCUCGCAUAUCCGGGAGGCCGGUGAGCUGGUCGGGCUGCUGCUGCACGAGAUGUGCCAUGCAGCCGCCUUUGUCUACAGUGGGGAAAUGGCGCACGGCCUCAACACGCGCAAGUGGGCCUACCGUGCGAAGUCCUUGCUGCCGCAGCUGCCUCUCGUCGCCGACUGCGCUGCCAGCUGCAGGUACACCUGCCACCUGUGCCGGCGCAGCGCCUGUGGCGACAUUCGUUUCCGGGGCAAGCAGCAGCUCUUGCGCUGCUUCCACUGCCAAUUCGAGCUGAUCGUUAGCGACUGCAGCGGGGACAGCGCGCACGAGCCGAGGCUCAUGGCUCAAUCUGACACCUCCUAUAUGAUCUACAUACGCGCUCAUUACGCGCAGUGUGACCAGAGCGGACACAGCUCUAAAAUGCGGACACUCAAUGCGCAGUAUUCCCGCAUGCAGGUGGAUUCAGAAUUAUGUUAGCCACAUAGAGUUAGGCGAAGCAAACAAUAUUUUCACAUCUCCAUUGAUGAAAUUCAACGAAAUCGACUGGGAAUGCCGAUUGCAAUUAUCUAAUAUUUCUGGUUUUGGUUUAUUACAGCUGCAUUUGGAGUAAAUUAUUUCUAGCCAAA
Drosophila mojavensis is the source of this 1557-nucleotide messenger RNA. RefSeq lists its product as uncharacterized. Gene Ontology annotation, cellular component: nucleus. NCBI's taxonomy places the organism in Eukaryota, Metazoa, Arthropoda, Insecta, Diptera, Drosophilidae. The transcript is spliced from 4 exons. Bases 98 to 1408 code for a protein of 436 amino acids. The record is from RefSeq and is a predicted model, not a curated record.